UGGAAGGGUUAAGCCCACAGAGCUGGCGGCGCGGCCUAGAGAGGCGGGGCGGUGACCGUGGCGAAAGCCAACGCAGUGGCCAAGGUGGUGGCGGCGGGGGCCCGGGGCGCGGGGGCGCGGCGGGCGGCAGGGGCGGGGAACAGGAUGCGGAUGCCGGGGGGACUUCCUGUGCCGGCCCCCCCAGCGCCCCCGCGCCGGCCCAGCCGCUUCCCACACCGACGCACAGCGCCGGAGGGCGGGCAAGCGAUCCGGGACCUGGCCCGGCUGCCGCGCCCGCCCCUCCUGCCCCCUGAGCACCUGUGGCCCGAGAUCACUGAGGACCCUUGUCACCCGGUUCCCACUGAGCCGACCUAGGGCUCCAGCUUGGGCCCUGCUGCGCGCCAUGGCCACCCGAACCAACCAUGAUCCCAGCUCCGGAUUUGGAGACCUGUCCCUUCACCAACUUCUACCUGGAAACUCCACUUUGCACCUUGUCUUGGCCCAGGGCGACCUCAACAGUUCUGAGAGUGAAGAUCCCAUGAAGUGCCGGUAAAGUGUUCCCCCCGGGGGAGGUCAGAGCCUCCCUGGCUCAUUCUAGAUGGAGGCACCUCAGGAAGGAGCUGGCUGAACUGCCGUGGCCUUCACCUUGUAGCCACUGGUGACCACACCUCCCCUAGCGCAGAGGCUGCUGCCGGCGGGAAAUGCUGUUCCAGCCUGCUCCCCAGGACCCUGCUGGGAUCACCAGGAUGGAGCUCGGCCCCACAACAAUGACCUUUGUGUUGGAGCUUUGAUGCCUUGAGGAUGGGGGUCCAGGGCCUGACACCCUCUCAGGUGGCAGUGGUGGGAGUGAGAGCCAGGAGGAGGAAGAGGCUCAGUAGGGGAGCAGCAGCCCACAGCCGCCAGCACUGGAAGCCCCAGUAGGGGCCAGUAACAGCAUCGAGGAAGUGCAGUCCGAACGGGACUUGCAUCUGCAACAGUUAGAGCAGCAGUGAGAACUGGAACGACAGCUGCAGCACAAGGAGUUGCAAAAGCAGCAGCCUCUGCAUCAACUGUUAGGAUCUCAGCCAGAAUUGCAGCAGCAGCAGCAAGAUGGGCAGCAAGAACUACAGGAAAACUUCCAGAUCGAGCAUCAUCAGGAACCAAAACCACGGCUGCAGUUGGUACAGCUGGGACUUGGACAAGAGCAACAAUUGUUGCAGCAGCAGCAGCAGCAGAUGAUGCAGCCUCAAGGCCAAGAGCAACAGCUGUUACAACCGCAGCAGGAACAGUGUCAACAGCAGCAAGUUCAACAGCAGCGACUUGUGCAGCGGCAAGAGUUGCUGCUGCUGCAGCAAGUACAAGAACAACAACUUGAGCAGCAAGUGCAACAGCAACAGCUAUUGCAGCAACAACUGGAAGAACAGGCUUUGCUGCAGCAGCAACCAAUGCAAGAGCAACAACAGUCACAGCAACAGCUUCUCCAGCAGCAACUACUGCAAGAGCAGGGACAAUUGCUGCAGCAGCAGUUGCAGCAACUUGUGCAAGAACAAGCAUUGCAACAGCAAUUACAGCAAGUGCAAGGACAACAGCUGUUGCAGCAGCAUCAACAGGAGCAAUUAGAGCAGGAGCAGCUGUUCCAACAGCAGCUACUGUUGCAACAGCAGGGACAAUUGCAGCAGCAGGUACUGUUGCUGCAGCCACAGGGACAGCUACAGCAGCAGCUGUUGCUGCAGCAGCUGUUGCAGCAGCAGCAGACCCAGAUACAGUACCAACUAUUGCUUCAGCAAGAACAGUUGCAGCAGCAACAGUUGUUGCAACAUCAGCAGAAACAGCUACAGCACCUGCAGCAGCUGCAGGUUCCUCUACUGGAGCCAGAGGAGGGGGAAGAGGUAGAACAGGAGCUCCUGCCAGCGGACAUGGGGUCAGAGCAGGAGUGUCAGCGUCAGCGGCGAGAGUUGGAGAGGCAGCAGGAGCUGGAGAGGCUGCAGGAACAGCGGCAGCUUAAGCUAAAACUGCAAGAGCAAUUGCAUCAGCUGGAGCAGCACCUGGAGCAGCAGCAGCUGCUAGAGCAGCUGCAGCAGCAGCAGCUGGAACAACAGGAAGUGCACCUGGAGCUGACCCCGGUGGAGCUGUACACCCAGCAGCAAGAGCUGCAGCUAGAGCUGGUGCCUGCUCUGGGAGGUGGCGCAGCACCAGCUCCAGCCACCGUCGUGGUGGCCCCUCCAGGCUAUGUGGUGCUGCAAGAGCUCCUGGUGCUGCCCACUGUGGCCACACCCACAGUGGCCACACCCACGGCGGCCACACCCACGGUGGCCACACCCACGGUGGUAGCCAUUCAGGGCUCUACGGGGGAUGCGGCUCUGACACCCACAAAACAGCGGAGGAAGCGGCGAGGCAGGGACAGGCCGACCAUCUGUGGGGAGUGUGGCAGGGGUUUCAGCCGCAGCACGGACCUGGUGCGACACCAGGCCACGCACACUGGGGAGAGGCCGCAUCUCUGCAGCGAGUGCGGCAAGGGCUUCUCGCAGCACUCCAACCUGGUGACCCACCAGCGCAUCCACACGGGCGAGAAGCCCUAUGCCUGCACCUACUGCUCCAAGUGCUUCAGCGAGAGCUCGGCUCUCGUGCAACACCAGCGCACCCAUACGGGCGAGCGGCCCUACGCCUGCAGUGACUGCGGCAAGCGUUUCAGCGUCUCCUCCAACCUGCUGCGCCACCGCCGCACCCACUUGGGUGAGCGGCCGUAUGUGUGCGAGGACUGCGGGGAACGCUUCCAGCACAAGGUGCAGAUCCGCAAGCAUGAGCGCCAGCUUCAUGGGGCAGGGCGCUCCCGAGGUCUGGGCCUACUGCGGUCUUCCAGGCCAGUGCUCUUGCGAGCCUCCACAAGGGCCCAGAAAGCCUCUGUAUCAGGGAAGCCCUGAGUGGUAUGAGAGCCCUAGGUCAUGGUCUUAACUCCAAUUUGAGCUCUUUCUGGGUAUCUUGAAUUAUCCUUCAGAAAGGAAGACUUCCAUCCUUCCUGAGACCUGACCCCACAAUGCACCAAGUCCACAGAUUCUCUCUUCCCCCAAAACCAUGCACAAGAGAACAUUUCCAUGUGGGUGAGAGGGACUGCCAGAUUUUUCCUCCCAUCCUGGGAACAUAGGACUGAGAACUUGCCCGGUGGCAGAUAAUUUGUGAGGUUUGAUACGACCAAACACUAACCAGCAAAUGUAAUGUGCAAUGUGUGGGGGAGCUGGGAAAUGAAUGGAUCAUUCUGAAUACUUAAGGUGGAACUGAAAAGGGGGGCAGAUGGUGUAGCUCAGCUAGUAGAGUGCUUGCCCAGCUCAAAACCCUAGGUUCCAUCUUCAGCAUCAUAUAAAUAUAAAUGUGUGUUGGCACAUGUAAUCCCAGCACCUGGGAG
Onychomys torridus (southern grasshopper mouse) is the source of this 3358-nucleotide messenger RNA. It is a transcript of the gene Znf853, whose product is annotated as zinc finger protein 853. The record is from RefSeq and is a predicted model, not a curated record. Lineage: Eukaryota; Metazoa; Chordata; Mammalia; Rodentia; Cricetidae. Gene Ontology annotation, molecular function: DNA-binding transcription factor activity, RNA polymerase II-specific; RNA polymerase II cis-regulatory region sequence-specific DNA binding. Gene Ontology annotation, cellular component: nucleus. Gene Ontology annotation, biological process: regulation of transcription by RNA polymerase II.